Molecule: messenger RNA, 753 nt
Organism: Penicillium alfredii
Lineage: Eukaryota; Fungi; Ascomycota; Eurotiomycetes; Eurotiales; Aspergillaceae
Product: OPI10 family protein
Exons: 1
Coding region: 1-753 (250 amino acids)
Biological process (GO): protein import into nucleus
Cellular component (GO): cytosol; nucleus
Molecular function (GO): nuclear import signal receptor activity
Source: RefSeq, a predicted model, not a curated record
AUGUUCUCCGUCGUGGUCCCAGGCCGGCCAUGUCUGACCGACAUUGUCGCCGUCGACGCGCAACCCAAUGGACAAGCGACUAAAUUCACCAUCACGAUCCCGCUCAGCCCGCCCUUUAGCGACAUUGUGGUCUUCUUCCUGCCAGGAACCAUCCUCCCACCCAAUACAGGUGCCGCCAUCUACGCCCAGCUCCCGGACCUAGCCUCCGGCCACCCAACCGACUUCCGCUUCAUCGGGGCGCUCGCCAACGAGAAGCCAUCGGGGAUCUUCACCGUGCGCCCGUCCACUCAAUCCAGCAGCAAUGACAUCCCACAGCGCAGCGAGGCCGAGGAGGAAGACGAAAUGCUCGACGAGGGCACAUCAGGCGGGGCCGGCGGCGCCAGCGGCGGCGGCGUCGUCGUGACGCUGGGCAUUUCCAUCGAGCCCGCACAAAACAUCGCGCCGCAGCUAGCAACGCUCGAGGCCGAGCGUCCUCGCCAGUCGCAGGCCCAGGACCCGUCGCAGUCCUCCACGGCUUUGGUGCCCCGGUCUGCGGACCAGCGACAGCAGCAGCAAAUCUCGACGAAAGUCCUGGCCCAGCGCAUUAUCGGCAGCGCGUUCAAUUUCCUGGCUAGCUUUGCCGAGUCUGAUCCCAGCCAUAAGGGCCAGGAUGUUGUUCCGCUCAAGAGCUUCCGCGAUUGGUGGACCAAGUUCGAGCGACGCAUUGAAAUGGAUCCGGCAUUUCUGGAGCGUGAGGACCCCAAUGCGGCAUGA